Molecule: messenger RNA, 2072 nt
Organism: Cynoglossus semilaevis (tongue sole)
Lineage: Eukaryota; Metazoa; Chordata; Actinopteri; Pleuronectiformes; Cynoglossidae
Gene: mxd4
Product: MAX dimerization protein 4
Exons: 7
Coding region: 222-854 (210 amino acids)
Biological process (GO): regulation of transcription by RNA polymerase II
Molecular function (GO): protein dimerization activity; RNA polymerase II cis-regulatory region sequence-specific DNA binding; DNA-binding transcription factor activity, RNA polymerase II-specific
Source: RefSeq, a predicted model, not a curated record
UGGAUUGGAGUCACUGGACUCAGAAGUGUAUAUAGCUGCAGGUAUAGCUCGGACAGAAUUUAUCUUUUUAAAUUCGGCAUCCUUUAUGACGUUGUGAAUUUAUAUAAAUAGAUUUUUUCUAUUUUUUUUACAACAAGACAGCAACGCCAUGGAACUUAAUUCUCUUCUAAUUCUGCUGGAGGCUGCAGAGUAUUUGGAAAGGAAAGACAGAGAGGCAGAACAUGGCUACGCGUCUGUUUUACCGUACAGUAGCGACUAUUCCCGAAAGAAAACGAAAGCCUCGCCAAUUUCCAGAAAAACACAGAACAAUAGGUCGUCGCACAACGAGCUGGAGAAACACAGGUUUUUGGGCCCAAGAAACAAAACGUUCAGAUCAGUUGUCCAAUGUGAACUGCAACAUUAGACAACACGGCAGACGUGCCAAACUACGGCUGUACUUGGAGCAGUUGAAGAAGCUGGUGCCUUUGGGCCCAGACAGCACAAGACACACCACACUGAGCUUGCUGAAAAGGGCCAAGAUGCACAUCAAGAAACUUGAGGAGCAGGAUAGAAAGGCUCUGAACACGAAGGACCAGCUGCAGAGAGAGCACCGCUACCUCAAACGUCGCCUGGAGCAGCUCUCGGUUACAGGGUCUGUCGAGCGCGUCCGUACUGACAGCAUGGGCUCGACCAUCUCCACCGACUCCGAACAAGAGGUGGACAUCGAGGGCAUGGAGUUCACGCCCGGGGAGGCGGACAGCGUGGACAGCAUCAGCGACGGCGAAGAAGAGGACCACUACAGUCUCCAGAGCAGCUCCAGCGACAACAGCUACACGGCCCCACAUUCCCACAGACUGCAGCCGCACCACUGUUAAACACAGCGCCAACAUCCGGCUCUCAAACAGCUUCCUCACCCGUGCUUUCCUACUCUCACCCUACUUCACUCUGGCCAUUCACCAUCACCAAUGGCGCCCUCUACCUACACCAGACCGAUCAACAAUGGUACACCCUGAACAAAUUCAUUCUUUCCUGGUCAUGGGUCUCCAGGAAUCACACAGGGCUGAGAUGCCAUUCAAGCAUUCCUUGACCUUCGCCCCGAGCUCCACCCCAGAAUAAUGACCUUACCUCACCCGACGGUAUCCUGCCUGUCCCUGCCCCUCCUGACACACCCAGCCCUCCCACCGUUCUCACAGCCCCUGCACAGUGAUGCCCCAGGCCAGACAGAGCAGAGCAGAGCAGUGUUGGUGGGUUUGUGAGGGAAGUGCGUGCUGUAGUGCGGUGACGUCGGCUACGAAUUGUUGUUUGGAAAAUCUUUAUUAAGCGUGAGCGUUUGUGUUUGUGCAGCGGGGAGACUUUAGGAGAUAACGGUGUCAUGUCACGUCGUCAUGUGUGGCAAUAAUUCACUGACGUUGGUGACGUUAACACCAAAGUUCUUCUCUUUGUUCUGCAAAAUAUGCAACACCAGGACCUUGAAGGCUCUUUACACAAUACCGUCAUGUCUUUUCUCUUACACAAUCUUUAGGCGUUGCCGCUGCAGAGUUCCUACCUGUUUCUGCAGUUCAGUGUUUCUAUCAACCUUUUGUACUAACCCUGGAAAAAUAACAGCACAACCAGUUGUCGUGGCUCAACAUAAAGCCUGGUAACGAGGGGAAACAGAAGGGACAGUUCAGAUAAAGAACGCAGGAAAACUAAGUAAAAAAAAACAUAGACAAAAAAAUUGCCCAAUCAUUUUGAGUGUCACCAGAACUAAAUGAUGCUUUUUCUGUUCUUCUCAUCAGGAUGUUUUGUGGUGGAAAUAUUUUCCAGUGGCAAAUACAAACAGCAGGUGGCGGUAGUGUAGCUUUAAGGUCACAGGACUGGCCCGAAAACCUUAGCAAAACCAGAAUCUUCGAGGACAGUGAUUGCCGUAAAUAAGAAAUCUCUAAAUAAGACCAAGUUUAACAUUUUGCCCUGGUGUACGGCACCACGGAGCAGCAGAGCUUGUUGCUAUAUUUAGCCAGUCACAUCAUCACCACAGCUGGCUGUGGUGAUUGAGUUCUGGCUCAGUCUUGUUUGUUCACCAGCCUCAAAUCCUAGAAUUGAUCGCUCUUACG